AGAGCAUAUAUGGCUCCUUUGGAGGUGCAUUCGGAGAUAACAUAGAAAUGUUUUAUUUUUUUCGCUUUCAUUACGUGCUGCGACUCCGAGCGGUGACAAUAUUUGCGAGAUUCAGCCCUAGUGAACAGUUCUGGACCAGCGCUCUGUGGAAAAAUCUCUCUGCACAUAGAAAAAACGGUGGUUCUGUAUCUGUUCUAUAAAUAUUGGCCUCCACGAUCUAAAUGUCACAUCCGACAUUAGUGUUAGAAAUGGGCAUAAGAUUACUACUUUUGGCAAUCGUUGGUUUGGGAUCAUUAUACGUUAUGCAUCUUUUGGCGCAGGACUUUAUGAAGCUCUCAAAGCCCCUCUUCAUGGCCUCCGGGAAAAGAGGCACAACAAAUUUCAACCGAACUAGCGUUUUAACUAGUUUCGAGGAACAAAUAGACUGGAGCAACAUGAUGAGAAGAGAUCCGUUCAAAUGUUCACUUUCAUUCAUCUGUCAACUGGCCGCCGGUGCAGAGCCAAAAAAUGAAGCAGCAAAUAUUAUCUACGAGUUCAUCCAUUACAGCGUGGAAACUAAUAGUAAAGUACCCAAAAAACUAGUUCAAUCCUUUAAACGUGGCCUUAGUUUUAAUAAGUUCAAAGAGGUAGAUUUCGAAAAUUGUUAUCCACACUAUCCCCUAUGCAUUUAUUCCGCUAAAACUAUGUUGAAGUUAAUGAAUCUUAAUGCGAAGCUUUUUGGAACUGGAAAAUAACGAUAUCCAGUUUUAUCGAAGUCUCGAAUACAAUUGCGGAUAUAUCACAUGGUGAUAUAGAUAAACAGUUGUGUUGUAGACAGAUCCGCCUUUAAUUGCCUGAUUAAAACGAGUGUAAUGGAAAAUAUAACAGAGGGUGUCAGCAAAACAUAUGAGACAGCUAAAGUAAUACUCAUUAAUUGCUAAUAAUCGAAGGUAAUUUGAAUAAUGUUCAAAUUUCAAUAAGAGUUGCACUCUAAAAUUGCUUUCCUUGAAGAGAGAUAAAAUUCACUCGUUCAAUUACUGAUAAAUAAUUCUCAUGAUUUCAUGUGGUGGUAUCCGUGUCUUUAGAAAUCACUACAAAAACGCGAGUUGGCACAAAGCCUCAAAAUGAGAUGACGGAAAUGUUUUGAAAUGCCUGUCACGCUGCUCCAUUGUUGUUUUCAGUCUCAUUAUUCGAUUCUAACGAGCAGUCACUGCUGCAGGAUUCCAGCGACAAGACGAAAACCGAGAUCCUUCUUCAGUCGCGUAGCACAUAAAUGGUAUCGUUUGAUUAAGGAUUUUUUUUCUUCCCAUGUGCACAUAGAAGGUGCACAAGUAAAUUUGUAAUCCCUGGAAUGUGAUAGCCAUAUCACAUUUCAGGUGGGCAUUUCAUCCCCCGGUAUGCUGUAAUUAAGAAAUCUCACUUUUCAACUCGUUGCUUACGCCCGCAGUUGGGCUCGUUAGGAUUCAUAAAAAUGCAUAAAAUAAUUAUGUUCAAGUUGUAAAUGUGUUAUAAAAAUUAAAACAUGCUCGGUUCGUGUAGAAUUUAAUGGCGUAACUUUUCUUUGUAGUGGAAGUUUUUUGUCCUUCUGCAAUGCAAUACCGUAUGAUUAUGACAGAGCGUAAUUUUUCUUCAAAUUCACCAUUAAUCCCCAGAAGGUAAAACAGAUUUGCAAAUUUUAGAAUGAUUACUGUACAAUUAAGGGUACGGCAUUAAAAAUGAAAUUCAUGCAUAUAAUCAUUUUCUGCUACGUCGCCGGGUACACAGUGAAAUGUUAAUGAAUGUUAUAGUUGCAAAAUUCAUAGAGCAAAAAACAAAUCGGUUUUUGUACAUCCAAACGUUUAUUUCUCUUCUUCUCGCAUAUAAAAAUAGAUUUAGAAAAUACUUUCUUAUACAUAGAUUCAAGUUACCGUCUGUAAAUACCUUAAUAUAAAAUUGUGUAUAAUUAGUAUAAAUAUGUUUACAUUUGUAAAUUCAAUGUACUUAU
This is a messenger RNA of Toxorhynchites rutilus septentrionalis, 1963 nucleotides long. RefSeq lists its product as uncharacterized. The coding region runs from base 222 to 734 and encodes 170 amino acids. Lineage: Eukaryota; Metazoa; Arthropoda; Insecta; Diptera; Culicidae. The transcript is spliced from 4 exons. The record is from RefSeq and is a predicted model, not a curated record.